AUGGAGGACGAGUCCAAAUCUUUGGAGGCACUGUCUGAAACCCUCACCCAUAUUUCGACCAAUCCAUAUGACUUGUCUCUACAUGCACAACACGUACAGUUGGCCCUGGCCAGUGGAAUGGGCGACCAGGUAACCGCGGCGCGACAGAUGUUGACCGCGUAUUGGCCCGCCGGCGAUGAAGUAUGGCUUCCAAUAAUCGACCUUCGGAUUUCGCAAGGCACGGAUACGGUCGAAGAUGCUCUUGAGGUGCUCACUCUCUUCCAGACUGCUGAGGAAGACUACUUGUCCAUACCGAUGCUUCAGAAACAUAUCGAGUUUCUGCUGGAAAGACAUAUUUAUUUUCACUCAUUGGAUCCCAAGGCCGAAGAGUUGCAGGAGACUUUCUCGUCAGAGUGGACAAGAAUGAUGGCUGAAUCUGUCGUCAAAAAGGCGUCGAGUCACCUAACAGAGGGGCAUCUUGUGUGGAAUGCAUAUUUUAACUGGGAGAUGGAACAGUUGGAUAGUCCACAUGUGCAAAGUGAAGAACGCGCCGACCUUAUUUUGAGGAUUGAGGAUAUACUUCUCGAACGCUUGAAGCAGCCACAUUCUACCCACGAGGAAACGUUCCAAUCAUAUUCAACAUUUACGACCAACAACAAACCAGCGGAUAUAUAUGAGAAAUUAUUGGUAUCGGCGUCAAAGGCAAAAGCACCAGCUAUCAAAGCCUAUCAGAGGCGAGAACGAAAUGAGCAGUUCCUGAUACAAUCAGACUAUUCGCCGGAAGCUUAUGAUUAUUAUCUGACCUACGAGCAUAGAGCACGGAAAAUUGAUUUGCCAGUUAUUUCGAUGCUCUACGAAAGAGCGAUUUCGGACACAGCAAAAAGGCGGUUUCAAGGUACAGAAAAUGCCGAAGCUGCUUUGAGGGUCUUUUGGUCGGGAUAUUGCGAUGUUUUGAGGACAAACAGUGAAAGUGUUGAUCGCCAACAAUCUGUUCUUCUAAGAGCGACAAGAAGUGUUCCUGGUUCAGGAGUGAUUUGGGCAAGAUAUAUACGUUUUCUUGAAAGCACAAACGACGACAUUAGUUCCGUUUUGCAAGCUACAUCUGAAAUUUAUGACAAGGCGUUUUCUACCGGUCUAAUACAGAAGGAUGUAGAAGAAGUCAUUCCGCUUGUCCGGGCACGUGCCAGUCUCCUUAGACGGGCGGAUGUUGCCAAUACCUUGUUCAGGGUUCUCGAGGAGGGUAUUGAAAUGGUCCGUUCAGCCUCUCCCCAAGGUGAUCCUCGCUUUCGACUUGAAAAAUAUCUGGCCGAUCUUUACGUUGAACUCAUCGAGUCGCACGAACUAUCCAGCAAACUGUGGGAGUCUACUGCAAAACAUUACAAGACAAGUUAUUUGGCGUGGGUACAAUAUACUGAAUCUCUUACGAAGGAAGAGAAGUACGACGAAGUUCGAACCGUAUUCAAGGAUAUCGUAACGAAAAGACUCGACUGGCCGGAGGUUGUUUUCGAUGCAUGGAUAAACUUUGAGCAUCUCAAUGGGAAUUUGGACGAGAUUUAUGAUUGUUUGGAUAGGGUUGGAAAAGCCCAACAGCAAGUCAAUUCAAGGCGAGCUAAGGAAGCACAAAAGGCGGCAUAUGAGGCUGCUCAGGCAUCCACUGCACAAGAAGCCUCUGCACAGAAUGAGGCUCCACCUGCCACGUCGACAUCCACCAUGGACGUCGACGAACCAGUGUCUGACUCGACCAGAAAACGUAAGGUUGAGGAUUCCGCUGGCAGAUCCGAUGGGAAUAAAAAAGCAAAAAUGGGGAGUACGCCGCCAUUGAAACGCGACCGGGAGAAUAGCACCGUCUUCGUUGCCGAUCUGCCUUCAGGGGCCACAGAAGAUGACCUAACCGCGCUGUUUAAAGAUUGUGGAGAUAUUCGCGAGAUCAAAAUAACCAGCUUGGCGAACUCUCGUGUUGCAACGAUUGAAUUCGUCGAUAGGGAGAGUGUCCCAGCCGGUCUCACUAAAGAUAAGAAACGCAUUAAUGGCCAAGAGAUAUCGGUACACUUGGCAUGGCAGUCCACGCUCUACGUUACGAACUUUCCUGAAAAGGUCGAUGACGCUUAUAUACGUCAACUGUUUGAUCAGUUUGGCGUUAUCUUCGACGUGCGCUGGCCCAGUAAAAAGUUUAAAGCGACCCGCAGGUUCUGCUAUGUGCAGUUUACGUCCAAAGAAGCGGCCCAAGCCGCUCUUUCUUUGCAUGGAACGGAGUUGGAACCAGGUUUGCCGAUGAACGUUUUUAUAUCGAACCCUGAGCGAAAGAAGGAGAGGACGGACGCUGGCGCGGAUGAUAGAGAAGUGUACGUUGCAGGUCUAAGCAAAUUCGUCAUUAGAGAUGAUCUCAAGAAGCUGUUUAAGACAUUUGGGCCUGUCAAGGACAUCCGCGUGACCAAAGACGAUACUGGUUUAUGCAAAGGCGUAGCUUUCGUCGAGUUCGAAGAUGAGCCGUCUGCUCAGAGGGCACUUCAAGCAAAUAAUCACGACGUGAAAAAUCGUAGGAUCGCUGUUACCAUGUCCGACUCCCGCGUUCGUGCACGACAUAAGAACGAACAAACAGCGAGUGGUCUUGGGAGACGCAGCGACGUUCGAAGUCGCUCCGUCCGAAUCAAAGGACUUCCACCUGGUACGCAGGAAGGACUGCUACAGCAGGCCCUUGAGAAAGUAGUUCCGGUGAAGAGAUUGGAAGUCUUUCAGGAUCUUCAGGAAGCAACUGCCGAACUUGAAAGCGCAGCGGAUGCCGGAAAACUUCUCCUUGCUAAAGAGCCUCUGCAGUUUAAUGGCGUUACACUCGACAUUUUUGAGGAACCUUUGGAGGGGUCCUCAAAGCGCUCGAAUGCUCAUCAGCCUACGUCGGGAGGCUCAAUGUUUAUACCUAGGAAUGCAGCAUCGCGUCCUCGAGCGGGUCUUGGUAGCUCAAAAAAAUCCGUUCGAAUACCACCAAGCGUACCCAGCUCCAAUGAGGGGAAACCUUCGUCCGCAUCACAACCAAAAGCAGGGAGAGGUCAGGAUGAUUUCAGGAAACUAUUGGGCUGA
Molecule: messenger RNA, 3054 nt
Organism: Fomitiporia mediterranea MF3/22
Lineage: Eukaryota; Fungi; Basidiomycota; Agaricomycetes; Hymenochaetales; Hymenochaetaceae
Exons: 21
Coding region: 1-3054 (1017 amino acids)
Cellular component (GO): ribonucleoprotein complex
Molecular function (GO): RNA binding; protein binding
Source: RefSeq, a predicted model, not a curated record